Messenger RNA from Triticum dicoccoides, 930 nucleotides. Its product is annotated as protein TsetseEP-like. NCBI's taxonomy places the organism in Eukaryota, Viridiplantae, Streptophyta, Magnoliopsida, Poales, Poaceae. The record is from RefSeq and is a predicted model, not a curated record. Bases 71 to 622 code for a protein of 183 amino acids. The transcript has a single exon.
ACAAACAGACCUCACGUAGAGUGACCCAGCAAGUGAUACAUAGACUGAGCACCAAGAAGACCUCGCAACGAUGUGGUCUCUCGGCCGCACUUCGCUGUGCUUUCACCUGGUCCUGCUUCUCCUCCUUGCCGUGGUCACGGCGGAUGAUCCUAGCCUCGCCGAUGGAGGAAAGCUCAUUGACCCCAAGCCUUCCCCGAAACCCACUCCAAAACCGUCGCCCCAACCCAACCCUAAAAUGCCGCACCCGAACCCAAACACAAACCCAAAGCCCACGACUCCUGUAAAGCCGGAACCCAACCCAACUCCGGACCCAGAUGCCAAACCACAACCAAAGCCAAUGCCUCAACCGGACCCGAAGCCAACUCCUGAAGAGCCAAAGCCUAAACCUCAGCCAGGGUCAUUGCCGGUGUAUUCACUAGACGACAUUAGUUCCGACAGGACGAACCCAAAGCCCGACCCGCAGCCUAACCCUAACCCAAAGCCUGAUCCACACCUGAACCCCAAACCGACCCCCAAGCCAACACCAAACCCGCGGCCAAACCCCAACCCCCAGCCGGGACCGUCGAAGCCGAAGCCGCCGGUGUACGCACGUCGCGCUGGCUCCCACAAGCCCCUCAACUGAGCUAGCAAGCUGGCUCGUGGAACAUGGAUUGGAUGAUUAAGCAAUCUGUCACGUAUACCGACAGGCUUAAGUAAGGUAUCCAUCCAUGAAAUAAGCAGCAGUGUGGCUGUUAGUCCUGUGAGUUGUAAAGCGGUACUGCUUAUGUACGCGUUCGUGUGUUCAUUGUUCGUGUGUUGCAUGCGUACCUAUGUACGUAGGCGAUCUGAGUGUGCUUGAAUACGAGUGUUUACUAUUCCUAAUCAUGUGUGUACGACCAGCUUUGUGUAUCCAUGAUCAAUAAUGAGUCAAUCUACACAUGCAUGUGCCGA